Molecule: messenger RNA, 3348 nt
Organism: Fundulus heteroclitus (mummichog)
Lineage: Eukaryota; Metazoa; Chordata; Actinopteri; Cyprinodontiformes; Fundulidae
Gene: lrif1
Product: ligand dependent nuclear receptor interacting factor 1
Exons: 3
Coding region: 290-2752 (820 amino acids)
Biological process (GO): regulation of DNA-templated transcription
Molecular function (GO): nuclear retinoic acid receptor binding
Source: RefSeq, a predicted model, not a curated record
GCGUCUGCUUGCUUCGUCAGAGAGCAGUAGAAGAACAGAUGGAUCUGCCGCACUUCAGUUGUAGGUGUUGUUUUGGAAAUAGGACACCGUGUUUAAAUCAGAUGGUAGUGUCCUUGUGUUAAUGCAUAUUUUGGAUACAUUAUGGAUGGGUAGCAUCACGGAUUUUUUAAACGGUAGAGCACCCUGUGAUCCGCACUCAACAGACUGCAGGAAUUAGCCGGCCCCCUGAGGCUUCCUGCUUCCAUUCCCUCCAUUGGAAACCAGGCUUCAUCUGCUGAGGAGAAACAACAUGGACAGGAGCAGUAUCCUCUACCAGGCAACGCCUGCUGUUGGUGCCGAUGGAAAAAACAUAAUGAAGCUGAUUCCUGUCCUAAGAAACAACACACAGCCUCUCCCGACCCAGGCGACUGUCCAAAGGAGCAACAGACAGUCCUAUUUGACUCAGACGUCUGUCCAGAUAAUCACUGCAUCAUCUUUUUCCACCCAGAUGCCUGUCCCAGCGGCCAUUGUGUCGUCUGACCCAACUCAGUCGCCAGUACAAAUAAUCGACGCAGAGUUUUUUCCAUCUGAGAUGCCGGCCCAAACGGCCAAUGGACAGGCCUGUCAAACUCUGACACCUGUCCAGAUAGUCAACUGUGAGUCUUUCCCGAUUCAGACGGCUGAUGUAAGGACCAGCGGACCGUCUUUGCGGGAUCCGGUACCUGUCCCAAGGCCCAGUCAACAGUCCCACCUGACUAAGAUUCCUCAGAAAGUCAUCACUUUGCAUAACCCCGUGCUCCUGAGUGCCCCUCCAAGGUUUAUCAGCAGGCCAGUUUCUGAUUUGAAUAUGUUGUCAAGCCAAAUCUGCUCAUCUUCUAGAGGCUCCUUAAAUGAACACAGUUCUCAUGAGAAGGCUGUGAGUUUGGUGGGAUGUCCUAUUGAACUUCCAGUUACAGUUAAGUCUCCAGGCUUCCCCAAAUCAGAAGUCCUAAAUAUUCCCAGGGAAGCACCGGUGCAGGGAAUUUCUGUAUCCACGCCCCAGACAGCAAGUUUCUCUACCAGAUGUAGUUCACCCACUGUGAUCUAUAUGUCACCUGUUACCACGGUGAACCAAAAGGUAACCCAAACUAUUGCCAGUGCAGCUGAAAAACUUAGAGAAUUGGCAAUAAAAGCAAAUCCUUGUCACUCACCUAGUAACGGUGGCGAAUCACAAAUGUUUACCUGUGAUUUUCCUCCAAGGAAAGGAAAAACUCCAACAUUAAAACUGAUUCCAAAAGUUUCAAAAAGACCCAAUAGUCCAACACGGUGGGUGAUAGAAGAGAUGGACAGCUGCACAGCCAUGAAACCCCUUUCAUCUGAAUCUGCCUCCUCAGGAAAUCUUCACUCAACCUCCAAGAAAGAUGUUCCCAAUAAAACGCUGCCACAAAAUCACUGUGUAAUGUAUGAUGGAAGGCUGUUUUUUAUAACCAAAAAGGACAGCUCAUCUUCUGAAUCCGCUGCAGCUGCAGAGCCCGUUCCUUCAUCUUCACAACAGCCACUCAAGUCACCUGUAACUCUCACAAGUGAAGUGAUAGAUCUUUGUGGUGAGGACAGCUCUCUGUCCUCUAACAUGCCUGCGAUUUAUCAUGGAGAUGAAGAUAACGUAAUCUUUGUGUCUUAUGUUCCACCCAAAUCCAAGUCUGGCUCUGCACAGAAAGUCCAGCUGGGCUGUGGCAGCUCCAACAGCAGAACUGAUGUUUCAGCUGAAAGAGGUGGAGGGCAGGUCCAGAACAAGUCCAUCAGCCAUGAUAAAAGUGUUUAUGGUCCAGCAGAGAUAGACGUUACUGAGAGUUUAAAGACAAAGGAUCUGAAGAGAAUCCCUAACCAUCAGUUAGACACCCUGGAGAUGGAUGCAGAGAUGAGAAGUUUGGCAAAUUCCAGCGAGUGUGGUCCAGCAGUACAGAACUUUCAACAGGGUGUUCCUGGGACAUCUUUAUCAGCAUCAGAACCCCAUAAAAUGUUCGACCACCAGCUCAGGAAAAUAUUUGGAAUUACAGCUGAUCUGAAAAUUUCUCUUCAAAAGAUUGAUGAAAUGCCACAGACUAACUUUCCACAGACUAAACCCAGAGUUUCAGUAGAUGGUAGUGAGUCGUUUAGAAAGGUUUUAAAAAUUAAAGAGGUUUCUCUGCAGAACUUUUCCAGUCCAGAUAAACUGGAUGUAAAGAUCCUAACUGAACAUGAGCAGUCGCCAUCUUCUCACACCACAAAUCUAAAAAGUCCAGAUAUCAAACUGAACACAGUUCAUCACUGUGUAUCAAAUAAGAACUGUUGUUCCAGCUUGGAAAUGUCCUUUUUACAUGAAGCUGAGUCUGUGAUUGGUUAUGUUGAACCCAUAGAUGAGGAUUUCCCUGAUGAAAAUGACGUUCCUCAGUUACAGGACACUCUUCAGACGCAGACAUGUGUAGAUGUUAACACAAACGCGAGGAGAAUGGGAAGGACAAGAAAACGCACCAUGUGCCUGUGCUGUGUCCCAACUAUUCUGCAUCCUGUUAUUAAAUCAGCCACCAGCUUGGAAGAGGUGGAGAGGUGGAUGUCAACAACAGACCUGAUGACUAAAAGAGGAGGGCGAAUAAAGGCUUCAAGGAAAAAUGGAAGAACAUCUAAGAAGACCAGCUACCCAAACUGUAAAGUACACAAGCCUCCUGCUAGCAACAGUUCAUCAACAGCAUCCACAGGCUCUGCAGGGUUAAAAAGACAUGAGCAGAUGAAGAGACACAAUGAAGAGACACGAUGAACAUCAGGCAAAGAAGCACACAAAUGACCAAUACUAAGUGCUGGGACAGAAAAAUGUAUGCUAUUUUCAUCCUAGGCAAAAAUAGACAGGAGCUUGACAUUGUACUGAAUUGAAGGAAUAGUCAUGGUCAUGUCACAUCUUCACUUUGUUUUUAAAGCCCUCUUUAAACUUGGAAUAUAAAAUAUGCAACAUGUUUUUAUAUACAUUUUGUAUUGAUACUGGUCUGUAGUUAAAUAUUUUAUAAUGCAAAAACAACAAAUUUGUUACUAUUCAUUUUGAACUAUUGUUUGAGUUCAUUGCUUUUUUAUUGUUUCUAAUUGUUCAUUGGAUAUUAUUGAGCAGUGACUCAACAUGUACUAACCUCAGAACUGUAACAUGACAAACAGCAGUGGCCAACAUGGCUGUAAAUUGCAGUGCAGAAUUGGCCCAGUCAGAGCUAAAACACUACUUUUCAGAGUGUUUUAUGGAAAUGUAAAGUUGUAGACAAAAUUUGCCAGGGUGGGGCCAAUGUCUUCACAGGUCACUCCAAAUUUGUUAAAUGGCCAAUUUCACCAAAAGUGACAGACUCACUUUAAAAUAAUAAAUGGUAUAUAUGC